AUGAGUUUGGAGGUGCUCGUGGGUGUACUCGAUUUUCAAAUAAGAAAAUUGCUGAUCUGUUUUCCCAGCCUGGUACCAACUCUCGACUUGAUUGACGAAGAAGAAAUCGGUGCGAUCUCCGCUUCCCAAGGCCAGAGGAGAAAGAAGAAAGUCAAGGGAAUGAGAAAGAAAGAUGAAUUCAAGGGCAAAGCAAGCCAUCAAUCAACUUUUAUGAAUUCACUUCGCUUCGUUUGUGCCGAAGAGCCCUCUCCUCUCCUUAGAAAACCUAAUCCCCAAAUCUGUCGUCUCCUCUCCUCUCCUCUCGCUCCAUCGCUUUGCCUCCUCGGGGACGGCGUGGCUCCGGCCGGUGUGCUUGCAGAUAACUACAAAAGAGUGAUUAAAAAAGAAAGAAAGAGUCCCAUAAUCUCUAUAAGAUUAAACUUUGCUGCAUUGGAUUAUAAAUAUGUAAGCUUAGCAGGAGGAUUGUACUUUCAGCCACUUCCAUGGAGUUUGAGAAUGAAGAUUGCUCUUAAUGCUGCAAGAGGGCUCGCCUUUCUCCAUAGUGACGAAAUAAAAGUAAUAUACCGGGACUUCAAGACUUCUAACAUCUUUCUCGACUCGAACUACAGCGCGAGGCUGGCUAGGGACGGGCCCACUGAUGAUAAGAGUCAUGUCUCGACUCGGGUCAUGGGAACUUACGGAUAUGCAGCUCCCGAGUAA
Striga asiatica is the source of this 699-nucleotide messenger RNA. NCBI's taxonomy places the organism in Eukaryota, Viridiplantae, Streptophyta, Magnoliopsida, Lamiales, Orobanchaceae. The record is from the annotation of a GenBank genome assembly.